AUGGCGCCAGGUCCACUAUCCCAUGGAGAGCUGGUCACCCCCCACUGGCUCCUCAGGGACCGUAGCAGACGAGCUGUCAGCCUGGAUGAAAAGGUGCCAGCGCCUGCCCGGGCAAAGGUGGCCGUGACGGCCGAGGGCAGCGAGCUCGUCCUGGUGCUGGAGAGGAACCAGCUGCUGGUGCCGGGCUACACCGAGACGCACUACACCAUAGAUGGGCGGCCCGUGACAGUGGCCCCCAACCACACGGACCACUGCUACUACCACGGGCACGUUCAGGGCUACGGAGGCUCCUGGGUCGUCCUCAGCACCUGCUCAGGAAUACGGGGCCUGAUCGUGCUGAGCAGCAACGCCAGCUACUACUUGAAACCCCUGGGGACCCCUGAGCCCGGCCACCACGUCAUCCACCGAGCAGAGCACUUGCCCGUCCAGGGUGGGACCUGCGGCCACGGCGAUGAUUUUGGGAGCACCAUCGCUGACAUCGCUCGGCUUUUCCAGCCGGCGCACCACCGGGGCAAGAGAGAUGCCUGGAGGACCAUGAAGUACAUGGAGCUCUUCAUCGUUGCCGAUCACACGCUGUACAGGAACCAGCACCUCAACCUGGGCCACACCAAGCAGCGCAUCGUGGAGAUCGCAAACUACGUGGACAAGUUUUACAGGUCGCUGAAUAUCAAGGUGGCCCUGAUCGGCCUGGAGGUGUGGACGGAGCGGGACCAGUGUGCUGUCACCAGCGAUGCCAACGCCACGCUCUGGUCCUUCCUGCAGUGGAAAAAGGCCCUGAUGUCACGCAGGAAGCACGACAACGCCCAGCUGCUGACAGGGAAGACAUUCAGAGGGACAACUAUUGGCAUGGCCCCACUCGAAGGGAUGUGCAGCGCUGAUAACUCUGGAGGCGUCAGCGUGGACCACUCAGAGCAGCCCAUUGGAGCAGCCGCCACCAUGGCCCACGAAAUUGGACACAAUUUCGGCAUGAGCCACGACAGCACAGGCUGCUGUGUGGAGGCCACCCCGGAACAAGGUGGCUGUGUCAUGGCAGCAGCCACUGGGCACCCCUUCCCUCGUGUGUUCAGCUCCUGCAGCAAGAGGCAGCUGGAGAACUACUUCCAGAAGGGAGGUGGCAUGUGUCUCUUCAACCUGCCCGACACCAAGGACCUGGUGGUGGGACGGAAAUGUGGCAAUGGGUUCCUGGAGGAAGGAGAAGACUGUGACUGCGGGGAGGUUGAGGAGUGCACCAACCCGUGCUGCAACGCACACAACUGCACGCUGAAGGAGGGGGCCCAGUGUGCCCACGGUGACUGCUGCCAGAGCUGCAAGCUAAAGGUGGCUGGGACGAUCUGCAGGGAAACAGCAGGAUCCUGUGACCUUCCUGAAUACUGCACGGGUGCCUCUCCCUACUGCCCGGCUAACGUGUACCAGCUGGAUGGCUCGUCCUGCGCCUAUGGCGAGGCUUACUGCAGCAACGGCAUGUGCAUGACCCAUCACCAGCAGUGUGUCCAGCUCUGGGGACCGGGUGCAUGGCCGGCCCCAGAUGCCUGUUUCCAGGACGUGAACAUGGCUGGCAACACCUACGGCAACUGCGGCAAAGACAGCCAAGGGCGCUACGUGAAAUGUGACAAGAGGGAUGCGAUGUGUGGCAAGAUCCAGUGCCAGAGCUCAGCUAAGAAGCCCCAGGGGACCAACACCGUCUCCAUUGACACCACCAUCCGUUUCAACGGGCGGGAGGUGAAGUGCCGCGGCACCUACAUGUACACCGCGAAGGACGAUGAGGAUGACCUCUCUGACCCCGGGCUGGUGAUGACAGGGACGAAAUGCGGAGAUGGGAUGGUUUGCAAAGACCGCCGGUGCCAGAAUGCCUCCCUUUUUGAGCUGGAAAAGUGCGUUUCCCGGUGCAAUGGCCACGGGGUCUGCAACAGCAACAAGAACUGCCAUUGCGAUGCUGGCUGGGCUCCCCCGUACUGCGAGAAGCCGGGCUUGGGCGGCAGCGUGGACAGUGGCCCCGUGCAGCAUGACAAUCACGAAGCCAUCUUAAUUACCCUUCUGCUCAUCUUCCUGCUCUUCCUCCCGGCCCUGAUGAUGAGCAUCUAUUUUUGGUACCGGCGGGAGAACUCACUCCUGAAUAAAUGGUUAAAGGACAUGAGGAGGAGGAGCCAGGAGACAUACAGGAACAAACCCAUCAGUAGGAAGUCAACCAGUGGCCAACCCAAAGCUGCUUUCACCUUGCGGAACAUUUCCACUUCCAGCCACGCUAAUAAAGCAACGCAAGCUGCAUUCCCCCUGACACCCAGCGCUCACCAGCCUGGCUCCCAGCCUGUCAACAUCGUCCACCCUCUUCGCCCAGCUGCCCACUCCAUCCCUCUGCGCCCAAAAGACUCCAAGCCUCCCAGGCCACCUCCACCAGCCAGCAAAUCGCACAUGGUCCCCACCAAAACGGUUGUCUCCCAGGCUAAGCUGCCACCUCCAAAGAAACCUCUUCCCUGCAGCCCCGUGAGGACCCCACUGGUCGGCCCAAAGCACCAGCCUCCCCUUCGGCCUCUGCCUGGAAGUCCUCUUCUGGCCAAAUCGCUGCCUCCCGCACAUGGACAGACCCUGCUGGUCAUGGUCCCUCCUACCAACUUCAAGGCGUUGGGUACGAGUGCCAUGAGCCACCCCACGAUGCCAUUAAAACCGAUGCCACCUCAAAGGCCGGUCCCAGCCAUCAAAAUCCAAUCAACCUCCUUCCCCUUGAAGAAGUGACAAACCAAGGACACCUUAAGCCCACCUUUCCUGAGCUGGCUCUCCUGAUUUGCACUGCUGCUGGCGACAGGGGUCUUUUUAUUCCUCUCUUGUUUUA
This is a messenger RNA of Eurypyga helias (sunbittern), 2827 nucleotides long. RefSeq names its product disintegrin and metalloproteinase domain-containing protein 33-like. Gene Ontology annotation, molecular function: metalloendopeptidase activity. Gene Ontology annotation, biological process: proteolysis. NCBI's taxonomy places the organism in Eukaryota, Metazoa, Chordata, Aves, Eurypygiformes, Eurypygidae. The transcript is spliced from 24 exons. The coding region runs from base 1 to 2730 and encodes 909 amino acids. The record is from RefSeq and is a predicted model, not a curated record.